GUUCUGUGAUAGUGUCACAAACAUUUCAGCGUGAUAUUGUGAUAGAAAUAUAUUCUUAUUAGAUUUUAUGAUAUUCUAUAUUCUGUUCGUUCACGACAGAUGGUAAUAAACGUAAAGUUAGAUAUAAAAUUAAAGUGUCUUCGGAUAUAAGUCAAGCACUUUCAUAUUUAAUAUGAUGCUGCUGAAGCUGCUGCUAUUUUUCAGUGUAUUUUACGUGACACAUGGAACGUUGAAACCACCGGACUUCAACUCAGGUUGGUUAGUUCUGAGGACCGAUAUGAAUACCUCUGAAUCCGUAAAGGUCGUGUUGCAUGGACUUCAGGAAACCCCUUUAUUGGUUGAUGUUCAGGUCAAAGAUAAUGACAACGGCCCCAUAUAUCAAGCAUCAGGGCAUAUAAUUCAAAAUAGAGAUUUAAUGACAAUGCCUGAACAGGAUCUGGAUUGUGAAAAAAGGCUUUGUCGAAAGUACGAACCGGAUAGUGAAAACGGAGUAAUGUACAUAUAUAAUCAACGUGUUGUUAAAGUCAUUGCCAUGGCUGGACAUAAAAACAGGGACUACGGUAGAUGCAAAUUCACAGCUGAGUUGCCGAACGUUUUUGGGAGACAAAUCCGAGUUCGAGCCUGGAGGUCAUCAACUUUGCCAAAACCAUCUUCUGCAUGGUCAUUGGCGGUAGAUAACCAAACAACACUCGAAUUUGCACACGGCGGUGGAGAGUAUCCUGAAUUCGUUAUAUCAAGGAUAAAAUAUAUAAACAAUAGUUGUGAUUUCUUUAGGAAUAGUUUUUCAGAUUCAAUAGGCACUCCACUUAAACUGCUCGCCGAAUCACCGGAGAAAACUGGUUAUGUUGCAUAUGAGUAUGACAAAGAAAAUGUAUUUGUUAGGAAAGGACGUGGUUUGUUAUGCGUUUUUAUUCUUUACCUAUUCAUAUCUAAUAUUGCUAUAUCAAAUUAGCCAUUGCAGAUUUAUGCAUUGCCUACGUCAUGUAUUUAUGUUUUCUAACUUUUUUUAAAGUUCUCUUUUUUACUCGGUUUUACCAUCACAGUACAGGUCAUAUUGCGAUUUUCAAGAUUUAUUGGUAAAGAUAAACCUUAGUUGCGAUUUAGUACAUUAUUUCAGGCACGAACGGGUACCUUAGUAAAACCAACGCCGUUCUGUAAGCUACCUGGAUAGGUAAUUUACAAGAAAGAAUUCAAUGUCCCUGUCGGGAUUCUAACCCACCGCAGUGAGAGGCAAGCGAUUGGAAGUCAACGUGCAUGUUAGGUGUUUUUAAUACAUGAUGCAUUGAUUGAAUAGCAAUAAGAAAUGUGCUUUAAAUAUCAAAACAAUUCUUAAGCUGUUUGAUGCUUUCAAUCGUUUUCAAGUUGAAAUCAUCAAAAACUCCCUUGUAAGGUAACUUUACAUUUUCAUUGAAUACCCAGGAAAGUAUUCAGUAUUAUUUGAUACUGAUGGCGAAUACUUUGACUAAAACGUCAAACAGAAAAUUGCUAAUCGAAGCAAUCAUAGCCACGCAAUUGGAAUUAAUCAUGUAUAAAGUAUAGUUUUUGUAGAGGUAUUAGUUGCUGGUGAUGGAACAGAAAGUGAAGAGGCAAUUAUCAUUGAUGGUUUAUUAGAGAUAUAUGUCUGGAGUUCGACAGAUUUGCAAGCUUUUACAGACAAAGGUUCCUUUCGUUAUGAUUCUGUAAACAAAUUGACGGUACCAGGUAUGAAAAUGGAUAACAAGACAAAGUUCACUGAAUUAUUGAAUAAAACUGUUAAGAUGUAUGAUGUUUUGAUAAACAAGUCAAUCCCCGUUAGUGAAUUGAUUGUCAAAGACAUGACACUUACACGUUUUUUGAAUGAAUCAUUGACAGUUGGAGAAUUAAUUGAUACAACCUACAUAAAUGACAUUAUCAAGUCUGAAAAAAGUUUCACCUUGAAACAGAUAUUUGAGAUGACAGAAUCAAUCCGGACAGUUUUAGAUGAAACAGUUACUCUGGGGAAUUUACUGGACACAAGUAUUUCGGUAAAGAAUCUUGUCCUUAAAAAUCUGCCGAUCAGUCAAGUGUUAAAUGCCACUUUAAAAGCCGAAAUACCAUUAGAUGAUACAUUUCUCUUACACGAAUUCAUAGAUAAUAAUAUCAGAAUGGACACUGUUAUAAAUAAGACCAUUUUUAUUUACAAUUCAUUUGAAUAUUUUGAACUAUUUAAUGCAUCAACGGAGUUGGGCGACAUUUUUGGUAAUGAUUCAAUAUUUUUCUUAUUACGUGACUUAUAUAAAACAGUUAUAGCUGUGAAUGACAGUAUCAAAGAAAUCAACAAAUCUGUUAAUGCAGUAACUGAAAGCGCAAACAACCUGAACAUGUCUAACUUCAAUCAAGGAAAUCAAUCAGAAGAAACAAUACAACGUCUCGAGGAUAUAAUCAACAAGCUAGACACAAUCAAAAGUAUAGUACCUCAAAUUGGAGAAUCGACUGCAAACUUAGAAUUUGGUAAUAUAACUAUGAAUGAACUGGUAAAUGAGACUCUGAAGGUCAUCGACUUAACAAAUAAAACAUUAAAGUGUUUUUCUGAUAUUACCGGAUUCCUCGAACAGAUGUUUGAAUUUGUAUCAAACCAGUCAGCCUUAUCUGAGUUAGUUGGGUUGAACCAAACCUUUGAAGUUUCUUCCUCACUGUGUGCUUUGCUUAAAACUAAAGUUGAAAAAUUGUUAUCUGAUACCAUUACACUUUCGGAUAUCAUCAUAGAGGAAAACAAUGAUUCAGACACUCAAAUAUUAGAGCUGAUAGGGAGAAAUAUUAAACUUGGAGAUUUGUUUGCCUCUUCAAUAUAUCUGAAAGAUGUACUUCACAGUUCAGUAACACUUCAGGAAUUAGAAAUGGCUGGAAAUAAAGUAUGGACGUAUUUAGAUAAAAACUUGCAAAUUUAUGAUAUUAUCAAUGAUCGUGGCAAUUCAGUAAAUUUGGUUGAUAUCUUAGUACAAUCCGACAAAACAAAAAGACAAGCGUUGAAACCAAAUCAUUACGUGCCAGUUUUGAUAAGUGACAGUGUUCUAGUCAAAACAUUCUUGCAAUCAUAUGACACACAGAAUACGGACUUACGGACAACAGUUUCUGGUACCUUACAAUGGUAUGAACACAUGGUAAUGCAAGCGCCUUGCCAUUUUGGUGGUGUGGUUUCCGGCUACACUCAAGACGAAGUCAGAUUCUGGUAUUCAAACAAAUAUCCUGAAUGUUCAGCCUUGUGUCAGGAAAUAACUGAAUGUGACUCUGAAUGUGGCAAUGAAACUAUAACACCAACACAAUUUGACCUUUUAUUUAUUACCAAAAUAUGGAACAUAGAAAAAAGUUACUGUGACAGUGGCCCAUGUAGACAUGGCGGAAAAUGUAUCAACUUACAAAAGUCCUUUAAAUGUGCUUGCAAAGACGGCUGGGAAGGUUACUUUUGUGAUAACAACAUAAACGAUUGUAUUGGACAGUGCGAGAAUUUUGUUCAGUGUAUUGAUAAGGUAAAUGAUUACACAUGCGUAUGCAAGACCGGUUGGACUGGCAAGAACUGUAGUUUAGGAGAAAGCCCCUUCAUAGUUCUUCCUGUGGAAGCUUCAAGUAAAAAUGGAAGUGAAGACUACACUUAUGAUAAAAGAGAUGUCUUUGGGACAGGUGUAAUGAUGAAUGAAAGUGAUGAUAGCAAUUACGUUGGAAGUCAUGUUAUUCUCGGGACAGAUGACUUUGAUUUAACAUCGUUUUCUAUUAUCAAAUCAAGAUACAAUUGUUCAAAGUAUGUUGUGGAUAUUGAAAGUCUUGACACACCAAGAGGUGUAUCUGUGACCUUGCAUCUGGUGGAAACUGAUUGUUCACAGUCACAUUUUUUAACCUGUUCAAUUCUCUGGGGUGAUGGAAGCAAGACCAACUUAGACAAUCCGUAUUUAGCUGUAAAAGUGAACCACACUUUCUCAAAUUAUGGCAUAUACGCUAUUCAGACCGAAUGUACAGAUGCAAACGGAAGAAUAACUCUUUGUCCGGAGGCGACAAAAUGCUGCAUGGACACAAAUAACUUCAUAGAUGAUUUGCACAACGAUUUGACAAAACCAAAACGUGUCUUAGCUGACAGAGCAAUUCAAAUUAAUAGCUUUAAAGAUAUUAAGGGAACAUGUGUAGGUGCCGUGUAUCAUUGGCGGUUUGUUCAAGUCUUGGGGAAUAAACUAAUGCCAUUUACGGACUUCAUUCAACCAAAAUCGAAAAAUUUAGUACUUCCUGGUGGCACACUAAGACCAGGCAUCUAUGUUGUAAUUCUGGAAGUGGUGUUAAACGGUUUAUGGUUCAAUGAUUUUAUUGUGCUUGAGGUUACUUUUCCAGACUUGUAUACCUUUAUUUCGGGUGGUGACUUUGUAUACGUCCCGCGCGGCGACAUUCUUUAUGUGAAUGCUUCUCAAUCACGUGAUACUGUUGGUGAUCUGCAAUUUACUGAUUUUUCAAAGUUAGUUGCAAGUUGGACUUUUGAACUUAUUUCGGCAGAAACAUCUGAUGAUGCAGUUUAUAGUCUUAUAAACAACCAAAUAUCGGGUGUAGGUAAAAGAUACGAAAUUCAAAUUGGAAAUGUGAAUGUUCUUAAGGUAAUAACGAGUUAUUUUCCAGUCAAUUCCUAUGGUGUUGCUGUAUUUACGAUGUCAAAAGGGAGCCGACUUUCAACAGCAUUUCAAGUUUUAAAAUUUGUUGAAAAUACACUACCUGUAACAAUAAGCUGUAUAUACAAUUGCAAUGUUUCGCAUGGAGGUUUAAUUAAUUUUGACCGCCUGGUACUGGACACAUAUAUUGAGAGGACCUUUAAUACAAAAUUCCUCAAAUAUCAAUGGAAUGUUUAUGCCCGGAGAAAUAACGGAUUUGUUCGACUCAAAGAAGCGAUUGACAAAAUAGACAAACCAUCCAUGAGUAUACAAAAAGAUAAAAUAGAAGAGGGUAAUACUUACAUUUUCGAAGUCAGGGUAACUACAUCUGAUGGAAAAUUGAAGAGUACUGCUUCUGUAAAAAGAACCUUUGAUUAUGUUCCCCACGGAGGCACGUGCGAAAUUGAUAAAGCCGAUGUUGAGUCUGCAUUCGACUUGGUACAAAUACGAUGUCAGUCAUGGAGCACUCGAAGUAGAAGGUUGACAACAAACAACACCAUAAAUACAACCCCUUCACUUACUUAUACUGUCCUACAGGUAACAGAUGGUGCUUAUGUUAAAGAGGAACCAAUCACGCAACGAGAUGAACGGGAGUUAUACAUUUUGCUGAAACUAGGAAAUCAGGAACAAAAUUACGAAACGUCAAUCAGAAUCCGUAUAGCAGAUAUGUACAACAACUUCAAUGAAGUGUCCAUUUCAAACAUUGUGUCAAGACCCGUUUUCAAUUUCAAAGAACUCGAUACAACGGAAUCAGGAGCUCAAGUUGUUAGUGACUAUAUCCAUGGCAAAUAUUCUGUUGUUUUGGACUUUGUGGUGUCCGUUUUAGAUUUACCAUAUAUCACAAUGUAUUACAUAUCUGCCGUGUGCAGCAAUAUAUACUUCAUAGAGUUAAAUGAAAACGAGCCUAUUUUUCCACAAGUUCUAAAUGACAAAGGGAAUGGCGUUAUUCUAGACUUGUCGAAGCAUGGGAACAGUAAUAUUACGAAUUUAAAAGGCAUGCUCAAUGAGGCCCUGAACAAAACGAUAAAUCCUACAACCGUAACAUUGCGAGAGUUCCUCAAAAACAUGACAGACAUCGUGACAAAUAUUUCUUCGGUUUAUACGGAACACCCAGAAGGCAUAGAAGAGAAAAUAUUAUUUUGUGUUGCAACAAACGCAUUUUCAAAUCUAGCAUCCAGAGCAGAAUUUCUUGAUAAAAGCACAACGAGUCAAUUAGUGCAUCUUUUAGAAAGCACUGGAUUGAGUAACAUUGGUAAUUUGGAUGAAUUUCAAGAAGUCACAGAGCAGACAUUUAGAAUGUCUAUAACAGUGUCUGAUGCUAGCGUAUACAGUUCACUUCACCAAUACCGAUCAACAGAUGAUAUUAUUAGUGCGAUGCGUCAGAUUGAUGACAUGCUAUCUGUUGUUGGACACGACUUUAAUAUCUAUACAGCAACCAUAUCCCCACAAGAAAGGGCAAUCCUCUACUUGAAAAUGCAUCGACAACUUUAUGUGUUCAUAGAUGAAGCGAAAGAAAAUGCAAAAACUGCUGCUCAGUCAACGGCCAUUUUGGCAAGAGAUAUACAAGAUAAAAUAAAACAAUGCCAUGAAUGUGACAAUGAAGCUUCCGACACAGAUAAACAGUUGCUUAAGUACACAAAUGCGUGCACGCUCAAGAACGAAGUGACCCGUACCAAAACAUCCGCUUUCAAUGUCGGAUUUAUUGAUUCGCACAACAAUAAAAGUUGUGACCAGAUCGAAGUAUCUAUUUCGGCAUUUGAGUUCAAGGACAAUGUGUACAUGUAUGAUAAUGAUGGAACAUCAAGCCUAAUAACCUCAAGAGUGCUACGAUUAGACAUGAAAACAGCAGAGAAACGCGUGUCAGCUAAACAUAUAACUUUUGAACAAAAGGUCAUUCCUCCGAAACCGACAACUAUCACACCUCAUGUGGACAAAGAGGAUGCCUCUAAAUUUAUGUACCAUAGAUUUCUAUAUCAAAAAAGUACUGACAGUGUUUGUGUCGUUGUCCAACCGCUCGGAAAUCAGGAUCUAAAAAGCUACCUUAUUUAUAUAAAAUUCAGCAAAUCGCCAUCUAUAAUUGAUUACGACCUUAAAUUCCGCGUGUUUAAUGACAGACAUUGGCAAGCAUGUAUAGAUCCACAUCGUAUGAAAGGACACACUGGAGUUACUUUUUUGGCAAUAAGCUUUCAAGGAAUUAAUAAAUCAAAAGCGGACCAAGAAAACUUGCGAAGAAGUAUAGAAGAACUGGAUGAAGACGAAACAUUUGAUUAUAACAUUACAAUAGCAACCAUGGGAUGUCUAACAUGGGAAGAAGAAAAGUCACAAUGGAAUGCAAAGAAGUGUCAGCUGAUUGAUUGGCUUCGGAGAGAAGAAAAAGUUGUUUGUCUUUGCCGAGAAGUGACUGAUAUGGUUUUUGGAAAUUCUUUCUUCGUGGCCCCAAACGCUAUUGAUUUUUCAAACGUAUUUCUUAAGUUCUCUCCUCUAAGCCAAGCUGCGGUUAUCGGAACGCUUACUGGGAUCUUCAUUAUCUACAUUAUUUCAGUGAUUUUGCUCGCCCGACUAGACAGGAAAGAUAAAUUAAAGUGGGUUAUAACACCACUUCGUGAUAAUUUUAUUACUGAUGAAUACUUUUAUGUGAUAAGAGUAGUUACGGGCAUGCGCAGAGAAGCUGGAACAAGAUCACGUGUUGCUUUCCAACUCGGUGGUGAAUAUGAAAGUUCAGGUCACAGGGAAUUAUUUGAUGGUAUAAGAAAGGAGUUUAGUACAGGCAGUAUUAUGACUUUCGUUAUGUCGACGUGCGAAGAUCUAGGUGAUUUGCAGAGUCUUCAUAUAUGGCAUGACAAUAGUGGUGAAGGCAGAUUUGCAUCAUGGUACCUUAAUCAAGUCGAUGUAUAUGACUUGCAUCGGCAUAAAACAUAUUUCUUUCCUUUCGAGACCUGGCUAUCUAUUGAAACAUGUCUAGAAGCUAAGUUAUCGCCGGUACCAACAAACCAACCAUUAGAUUUGGAAUCUAGAUUCUUUGGUAAUUUGAGACAUAGACUUUCAGAAGGGCAUAUGUUUAUAUCAAUAGUUUAUCGACCAGCAAUGAGUGUUUUUACACGUGUUCAACGUGCGUCCUGUGCGCUCGUGUUUAUAAUGCUUAACGUGUUAGCUAGCGCAUUGUAUUUCAACCCGGAGCCUAACUACCAGACGCCAGCAUUGCUACAAAUAGGACCAUUCCGAUUUACAUCACAACAAAUAUACAUAUCAAUUUUCUCAGCCUUGAUUACAACUGUACCGGUAUUUUUUCUUACCGAACUAUUUAAAAGAACUAAAAGAAAACAGGAAACAAAUAACAAGACCUGCAGCAAAAACUGCCCUCACAGUCAAUGUUGUGUACACGGGUCUGAGUAUCGACAGAAGACAAGUGAAAAGGUGCAGCAUGAUGAAUUACUUCACUCAGCGUCUUUUCUAAUGGAAGCAUCACAGACGGGGUACAGUUUACUGUUACCACAUUGGUUUAUAUACAUAGAUUGGUUUCUUGUUGCGGGAGGAACGGUUACUCCUGUUGCUUUUGUUCUGUUGUAUAGUAUGGAAUGGGGUAAACAAAAAUCUGAGGAGUGGCUAUCAACAUUGACCAUGUCUUUACUGGAAUCAUUUUUACUCAUAGACCCUUUUGUAGUCAUCUGUAUUUCCCUACUUCUUGCUGUGAGCUUACAUUCAAGAACUUUGAGAAAGGACUCUUGUGCUACCAAAACUGUCGCCAAAUAUAGACAAAGCCUUGGCAGAGACGAAAACACCGUUUCAUCUAGCGUGACUGUGCUGAAAUCUAUUGUGACGGAGUUACAGUCUUACAAAUUGAAUCCUAGGAAUGUCUCAACGCCUGUUCAGGGAGAUAAUCUUAAACAAGCGCAAGAGAAACACCGACAGUAUACAAACUUCCAGAAAUCUUUGAAGGACAUUAAAUUGAACCUUAUUUUUAUUAUAAUUGUGUCAGUAAUUUGCUAUUCCAACAGAGAUGACAGGUCGUUUCUACAGCACACGCAUCUUGGCAAUAGACUUGUUACACCACGUCAUACCCAGAAGUUUCACUCGAUAAAAGCACCAAAUGAUUUGUUUAAGUGGAUAAAUGAUACAAUGAUCCCGUACCUAUUCCGUGAACGUGAUGAGUACGGUAUGGUCUUACACUGGACAGAACGGCAAUUCACACAUGAUCAUCAUCUUAGGCUUGGGCCGCCAAGACUUCGACAGCUGCGAAUCAAACGAGGUACGUGUGACAUACCUUAUAUUGACCGGACAUCAUGUUAUGGUGAAUAUCACAUGCUGAAUGAAGAGGACAGUAACUAUUGUAUUGGAUGGAAGAAUUACCCAUGCAACUUAUUAGAGACUGUUUAUAAUGUAACAUCCUCGGCUUGGAAAUUCAGAUCGUCUCUAGAUAUCUGGGGAGUACCUUUGACAGGAUACUACACAACAUACGGUGGCGGAGGUUAUAUAGCAUCACUUCAUGUUAAUCUCAAUUAUUCUAUCGUCACUAUUAACGAACUGUAUAAAAACCUAUGGAUUGAUCGUCAGACACGUGCUGUGAUAAUAGAGUUUACACUUUACGACGCCUCUACAAACUUGUUUGUUUACAAUAUGUUUAUGACAGAGUUUCCUCAAACAGGCGGUGCAUUUACCACGUAUAAUACAUACCCAUUACGUGUUUAUCCACACCAUGGGGCGACUGGAACGUGGACUCUAGUAUGCGAAAUAUUGUUUGUGAUUUAUAACACAUGCUUUUUCAUCCGAAUUUGUCUGCGACUUUACCGACUAAGAUCUGAGUACUUCAAACAAUUUUGGACUGUUUACGACCUUUUCCUCUUUCUUGUUUCAGCUACAGCCAUAGUUUUAUCUUGUUUUCGUCUACAAUUCUCCAAUGAAACGAUCGAGAAGUUCAAACAAGAUAAUAAGCUUUUUGUAAACUUUAGUCAUAUUGUGGUUUGGGAUCAAGGUUUUGUACUGGCUUUAGGUGUGUUAGCAUUUCUAGCCACAAUGAGGAUGCUCGUGGUACUGUCUACACUUAAACAUUUGAAAGGAAUUGUGGAUAUCUUCAGGAAUUGUGGCAAAGAUCUGUUUUGGUAUGGCUUAUCAUUUGUUCUGGUUUUUGCCGGAUUCUGUGCACUAGCAUUGCUACUCUUUGGUUCCCAACUUGAAUCCUACAGAAAUGUAUACCAGUGUAUGGGAACACUUUUUAUAGCGAUGAUCGGAAAGAGUAGAUUCACAGAAAUAAAUGAAACAAAUCCCGUGUUGGCGAAAGUUUUCUUUAUGUUAUACAUUCUGAUUGUCGUUUAUUUUUUCCUAACCAUUUUCCUCGCCAUUCUUGGAGCAAGCAUCGACGAAGUGGUUCAACAAAAUCGCACAGGUCCGGAUCACGAUCUAAUUGCAUACAUGAUAAGGAAAAUCAAAGACCUCAUCAAUAAACCAGGACGUAACAUGAAAAAGCGAAAAAGAACAAUGAAAACCGCUCCGAUAUCAAUAAAUGAAUAGAAUACUUAAACUUACAUAUGGCUUACAUAGCGAAGGAAAAAAAUAAAACAAUCGGUGUGUUCGUCUAUUGACUAGUAUCUAAGAGACAAUGUAAAUGACAGAAUGAUCAAGUUUUAGAACAGCUUACACGUUAUAUCGCAAAAAUGUGAUUACUGUAUAUUUCAUUAGUUUAUAUAUUAUGGUCUCGACAUCAUAAACGAUAAAAAAUCAUGAAUCAUUUUAAUCAAUUAUUUUGUUACUCGUCAUACGUAUGUUUUAUUUUAUAUCAUACUGAUAGUUGUUAAUGAAUCUUAAAUUAUUUUGACAUGAAGUAAACUGUGUACUUUCAUGUUUCCUAUUACAGCCGAUUGCAAGGUAAAUGUGAUCAUUUUCAUAUGCAUAAAAUACAGUGGCUACCAAAGAAAGUAAAUAUAAUUGUAUUUAACUGUUAAAUCUUUUGAAAAGAUAUACAUACAUUGUUGAUUAGUUUAUAGAAAUACACAAUUAAUAUUAGCCACUUAUAACAAAUUUAAAAACAAUCUUACUGCCAAAACUGGCAAUGAUUUGAAUAUAUUGGAUAAACUAAAAUAUACGAACAGAUUUGUGCUUGUGUAUGUAUGUUAUUUUUGAAUUUAUUUCUUAGAUUUAUGCACAGUAGUAUUAAUGAAAUAGUCCAUAGGUUCAUUUUGUAUCA
Messenger RNA from Ruditapes philippinarum (Manila clam), 10818 nucleotides. RefSeq lists its product as uncharacterized. Gene Ontology annotation, molecular function: calcium ion binding; protein binding; calcium channel activity. The record is from RefSeq and is a predicted model, not a curated record. Gene Ontology annotation, cellular component: membrane. Bases 1704 to 10145 code for a protein of 2813 amino acids. The transcript is spliced from 41 exons. Lineage: Eukaryota; Metazoa; Mollusca; Bivalvia; Venerida; Veneridae. Gene Ontology annotation, biological process: detection of mechanical stimulus.